Cyprinus carpio (common carp) is the source of this 1750-nucleotide messenger RNA. RefSeq lists its product as uncharacterized. Bases 1112 to 1750 code for a protein of 212 amino acids. Gene Ontology annotation, cellular component: external side of plasma membrane. NCBI's taxonomy places the organism in Eukaryota, Metazoa, Chordata, Actinopteri, Cypriniformes, Cyprinidae. Gene Ontology annotation, biological process: negative regulation of T cell proliferation; T cell costimulation; positive regulation of T cell proliferation. The record is from RefSeq and is a predicted model, not a curated record. The transcript has 6 exons.
UUAUAAUAACACAAACUCUUUGGUUAUAUAUUAACCAAAGUAAGCUACAUGAUAAGAAAAAGCUAAUAAAAUAUGAUUUAAACAGAAUAAUUUUUUUUUACAAAAGCUGUCACUUGGGUGGUAACUUUUAUGCAGUAAUAUACACUUAAGGUACUAAUAUGAAUCUUUAAGUGACCAAUAUGAACCCUUUAUGUACAAAGGUGUAACUUUUGAAAAGGUACCGCCCAAGUGACAGCUUUUGUACCUUUCUUUCUGAGAGUGAGCCUCCAGUGUUACUUUAAAGCCAUUUAGGGGAAACACUAGCAAUUCUCAACACUUACAUGUGCCAAUGUUGUGGUUGUUGCAAGCAGAUCUUAAAAUAAACAAUGCGGUAAGCAAAGGUAUAGGCUACAUACAACCUCAGAAAAGGGGAAAACCUAAUGCUUUGGCCGGAACAAAUGACUUUGACUUCAUUUCAGUCAAAUAAAUUAGCUUGUUUGAUGUAACAGUAAACAUAAUUGUUUAUAAUCAAGAAAUUGAUUUGCAGUGAAUAACUAACUUUUUUGCAAUAACUUUGCAAAAUAUGCAAAUUAAGGCAGAGGUUGCAUAAUAUGUUGGAUUUGUUAUGCAAAGAAACUGUAUGCAGCCUAAUUAAAUGCUUUGUGAGUGAGUUGGACAAGAAUUAUUUUUGGCAAUACUGUACUCACUAGUUUUAUAACAGUGGCAUGCAUAUAAUAAUGUGAGGUGAUCUCACAUUGACUUUGCUACAGGAUGUGGUAACAAUGGAAACCUGUUGCUUGAAAGGUAAGUAGCCCAGCGUUUGACUAUACAACCUCAGAAUACAAUGCAAAGGUAAAUCUAUCUACCCUCAGCCUUUAAUGUUAUCAGAUGCAUCACAAAUCACAUUUUUCACUGUUUGGUCAUAGCUGCAUCACUAAUCUGGCAGUAGGAAAAUAAUAUGUCAGCCACAGGCAGCUAAAUGACAAGUACGCAGUGAAAUCGCAGCCUCAGGCCACCACAUGUAAGAGGCUGUGUGUGUGUGUGUGUUUACAGGAAAUAACAGGUGACGGUCAUCAGCCUACACAUGCUCUGUCUUGAUCUUGCAACUUUGACAUCUUGAGUGUCAUGCAUCAUGUACAUUUCACAUCUUUGGAUAUUUUUUGGUGCUUUGGUGUCUUCAAAUGGAUGCAUAUAUGUCACCGUCAACGCCUCUCUGAAAUCUGAAGUCUAUCUCCCAUGUCACUUUGAUAUAAACCAUUACAAUGGAACAUUGGCAGUGAAUUGGAGACGCCAUUCCACUAUUAAGAGUCUUGUUACGAUCAUGACUGAUGGCAAAAUCAUCUUUGGUAGUCCUAGUGAAGGACGAGUGAAUGUUUUUCCCCUUCUGUCUAAACAUGGAAACUUCUCUAUCCUCAUCCAUGAUCUGCAGUCUUCAGACAUUGGCACCUACAUUUGUGAGCUGAACAGUGAAUGCUGGAGGGUGAAAAUCAUUGAACAGUACAGAAUCAGUGAGUCAAACUCCUGGCUCUACUUUGCAGCUGGAGCUGGAUUGUUUAUUCUCCUUUUUAUUGCAUUUAGCCUGUUAUCAAAAUUCUGUGGAAAGUGUGUAGAUACAUCAUCCAAAUCGAAUCCAGUUAAUGGAGUACGGAGUGAAGGUAGUAAUUCCCCCGAAGAAACACAGAAUACAGAAAGCAGUGAGCAUAGAAACAAAAACAAGAGGGGUGUGAGGAGGGGCCCUACAACUGUUUAUGGUAUGAAUGAUGUAUUUUGA